Messenger RNA from Pollicipes pollicipes, 1099 nucleotides. RefSeq lists its product as uncharacterized. The record is from RefSeq and is a predicted model, not a curated record. Bases 82 to 1047 code for a protein of 321 amino acids. The transcript has a single exon. Lineage: Eukaryota; Metazoa; Arthropoda; Thecostraca; Pollicipedomorpha; Pollicipedidae.
UUGUCCACCACCGAGCGGCCCGAGCAGCCGGACCGGACGGCGCAAACGGCCGACCAGCGCCUGCAGGACGUGCUGCGCGGCAUGGUGACGUACGGCGAGGCCGCUGAGGGCGACGAGGGCACGCUGGAGGAGGUGCGCCAGCUGGCGGCGAGGGAGAACACGCGGCCGUCACUGCCCCGCCCCGGGAAGGACCUGUUGGAGCUCAUCGAGGACAAGUCCAUCUCGAAAACGCGCCGCAGGAGGGACGCGGCGAGGACGGACAUGAAGCAGCUGACGGACUUCAUGUCACAGGAAAACUACUCGCAAGAGCUGAUUAACAGCUUCCAGACGGGCGGCGUCAAGCGACACAACUCGAUCAAGAAAGAGCUACGCGAGCCCAUCGACAUUGAUAUGCACGGCAUAGCGGUCAUGGCGGCGUCGCUGCGGAAGCGCAGCGCGCCGGUCCAGGCUACCACAGCUGACCGGCUGGACGUGACCGCCACCGAUGUGGACAACUUGGGGGUCGACACCAUCGGGCGUGCUGUUCGCAACCCGAGCGGCGAUCCCAGCGCCACCUACGACAUCAUCACGGCACCGGGCGCUGCCACAUAUGCCAUUCCCUCAGGGUCCGGUGCUGCCACCUAUGGCACGGGCUCUGCGCGAGCGCGGCGGCGGCGCAGCGCGCCUGGCACGCGACGCGUGCUGGACAAGAUCCGGAUCGCGCCUGACCUGCCCGACAUGAUGACCCUGGACCCGGAGGACGUGCUAGAGAGCGAGGAGAGUCCACUGCUGCCGGUGCGCGUGAUCUCCGGCGCCGAGCGCGACCCGUUCGAGGUGACUGAGCGCGGCGCGCUUGUGUUCGAGGAGAGCGAGCGGCGCCCCACCUGGAGCCCCUGGGGUCUCUGGGGGCCCUGUUCAGUCACCUGCGGCCCCGGGCAGAAGGCGCGCUACCGACACUGCGUGCAGGGGCCGCGCUGUGAGCCUGGCGAGCGAGAGUCAGACUUCAAGCCCUGCCUGAGGAGGUCCUGCACGCUCCCCGUACCCGCGGGGCUCCUGGACGCCUUUUGAUGGCGUGUGUGGGGAGAACGCUCCCAAAUACAUUUUCACAUCACGCCAGCUU